Molecule: messenger RNA, 393 nt
Organism: Penicillium vulpinum
Lineage: Eukaryota; Fungi; Ascomycota; Eurotiomycetes; Eurotiales; Aspergillaceae
Product: 40S ribosomal protein uS8
Exons: 3
Coding region: 1-393 (130 amino acids)
Biological process (GO): translation
Cellular component (GO): ribosome; cytosolic small ribosomal subunit
Molecular function (GO): structural constituent of ribosome
Source: RefSeq, a predicted model, not a curated record
AUGGUCAAGACUUCCGUCCUCAACGAUGCGCUUAACGCCAUGAACAACGCCGAGAAGGCUGGCAAGCGCCAGGUCCUCAUCCGUCCUUCCUCCAAGGUCAUCGUCAAGUUCCUCUCUGUCAUGCAGAAGCACGGCUACAUUGGCGAGUUCGAGGAGGUCGAUGACCACCGCUCCGGCAAGAUUGUCAUCCAGCUUAACGGCCGUCUCAACAAGUGUGGUGUCAUCAACCCCCGCUACCCCGUUCAGCUCCGUGACCUCGAGAAGUGGGCUACCCAGCUCCUUCCUUCUCGUCAGUUCGGUUACGUUGUCCUGACCACCUCCGCCGGUAUCAUGGACCACGAGGAGGCUCGCCGCAAGCACGUUGCUGGCAAGCUCCUCGGCUUCUUCUACUAG